AGUUACCAAAGCGACGUGUCAGCGGCAGCACGCCGAUCAAAACUCAUAACUAAAUACUUAUAAAAAAAAUAAGUAAAAUAAUUGCCCGUUAUAAAAGAAAACAGUGAAUAGACUGUGAUAUUCAAUUGUCUCAGCUCGUUAAUUGUUUUGAAUUUGGAAUCCAGUUGUAAGUGAUAAAUCUUCAAAAUGUCAAAAGAUACAGUGCUGGAUAUGACAUUACCAAAACCACCCAAAAAUCCAAAAUUGAUCGAGACAUUGGACACAUUGAACCCACCGAGAGACAAUUCGAAAGCGAUCGUCCUCAUGGACAGGACACAUGGCGCGGAUAAGGAUCUGAACGGCUUCGGUAAUAAUAAGAAGGAACAGCUCCUGCCGACAGCACCACUUUUAACAGAUGUAGCCAAGAAAGACGCUUCAGACGCAGAUGGUGAAAAGAUCGAAAUGUUACCCAACAUGGAGGACAAAAAGCAAGGAGGGUAUGAGGAUGAUUUAGAAGACGCUAUCGGAUUCAGGAUGGGCAAUGGGUCGGUGCACACGACGCGCGAGGGCGGCGCGGAGGGUGACGAUGGUAAAUGGCUGUGGCACGAUGCCGACGAGACGGAUUACCCUGAUGGAAGACUCGCUGACGACAACAGAACUGUCAUUGAAGAAAGUCCAAACGUGAACACGUAUCAGCAGAAGAAGAACCUGGCACAGGGCAUGAUGGAUCUAGCCCUACUGUCGGCUAACGCCAACCAGCUGCGCUACGUCCUGGAAUCAUCCUCUGCAGGACAUGCCUACUACUACUCCAGUAUAACACUGAUUUCUUUUAGUAUCAUUCUCCAAAUUGCAGUCGGCAUCGGCCUCAUAUUAAACAGUCGUUAUGAUGUGAACCACCACGUAGACAUCUGCAAGGCGGACAAGAUUAACAACAUGACAGUUCUGGGUGUGUUCCUCGUCACCAUCGUCAAUGUAUUCAUUACCUCCUUUAGUGUGGCGCCGUCUAACACGACCAUCGUAGCUAAUUAAAUAAGUAUUCUUAAGCUCAAAGAGAUAUUGUUAGAGCACCAGACACGUGACAUUGUGUUCACUCACACGGUGUGGCACGGGUAUUUGAUAUUUUAUCAGAUGUAUACGUUUAUAUUUUAUUUAAAAAAAAACACUUAGUUAUUUUGAAAAAUACUAGCAGGUAAUGUUAUUUUGACAAAAACAAUUAUGUUACUUAACGGUCAAAGGGUUGAUUUGCACACUGAUGUUACCUUGACUAAAACCGGUUUGUUCAAAACUGGCGGUCAAAAAUUUUAAUGAGCGUGCAAACCUGCCUCUGUGGUUUGACAAACUCAUUUACAUUUUUGAUGUAUUUAUGUAGAUAGAUAUGACAGUAAGUAACGGGCAAUAAGUAUGUCGAGCUUACAAAUCUACUUCUGAUAUUUUAUCAAAACAUUUUACUGUUUAAAUCACAUUAUCAACAAAAAUUCUUGAAACAAACGAGAGAAAAUAAAGACUAACGAUGGGAAACCUGUAUUUUAUAAAAAGAAAUAUAUGUAUAUAUUUCUGCUCUUACCAGCGCAUAUAUAUAUCAAAACAUAUACAGCAAUAGCUGUAUCUAUUGCAUAGCAUAAAAGCCUGCUAAAGCUUUAUUUCUAGUCAUGGAGAGAGGGUAACAAAAUCGAUGUCUAAUCAGGAAAAUACAUCCAGCCUUCAAGUCAACCUUCCCUGGGUUCACAAAGACCAGAUCCAGUUAGUAUAAUGCAUUUCAUCAAAUCCAUUCAUUGGCAGUACAAACAAUAUUAAAAAAAAUGUCUUUUCUUCUUUCCUUUUUCCGCUCAUGCCUACUAGACAAAGCAAUAGUUCUUAAGUAGCGUUUUCUUUGCUGCUUCCGUAGAACAUUAUUUUUUUAGUUUAUUGUGCUUUCUUUACGUAGUCUUGAAUUAUAAGGAUAUUAAUGUUGAUGGGUUUUUAACAAGAAGUCGACUGUUUUUGUCAGUUGGACACGUCAUAACACUGUUUAUGACUCUGUUUGCGAGCUUCCAAAAUCAGAUGCAUUUCCAUUGUUUGUAAGUAGAUAGUAUUUUGUUCAAAUUUAAAUGUCUAUGGUAGCAUUUAUAUGUUCUUAAGAUAAUAUUCCUCAUUUUACUUUAAAAACAUUUAGUUACCUCUAGGUUCUCAUUAAAUUAUAUUGAAAAUGUUUGUAUGAGUGCAUGUGUGUAAAUCUAAUAAUGUAAAUAUGUAUGUAUGUCUGUUCGAGUACGUAAACGAAAUGCUGAUGUAAAGUUAAGAUUUAAGAUUGUACGCAAGUGUUCUGAUAUUAUAAGUAUGUAAAUCGGAUAAUAUGAUUCCUUGGACACUAGAACCUUAUUGCAUUAUUUUUAAUAAUUGAACGCUACGUUAGACUCAGAACUAGGUUAUCAAUUUUUUAGCAAUAAUGGAUUCUAAAGAUAUAUAAGUAAGAAUCAAAUUUCCAGAGUAUACAGACGUAUACCUAUUAUACUAUAGAAUGAAUUUAAACAAUUAUACCUUAUUUUUAUUAAUUAUUAAGCGUUUUAAUGUUUUAUUAAAUACGACAAGUUGAUAUACCAAACACUCAAUGAUAAUCUCAUUAUUUAUAUUUUUUUUUUCGAUAAUGUACUAUAAGUAAUGUUCUAUAUCAUAAAUAAUCGCCUUUAAAUGUAAUGCUCAAAUGUAAUCUCAUUUUUCUAUAAAAAUAAUGAUGUAUUUUAAAACCGUCAAAAUUCAAAAUCGAAUCUUUAAACGGUCGAGGAACUUGGGUGUUCCUACUUUGCAUACAAAAUAAGCGAUGUCAAGUUCCUCGACUGUGCUUUCCUAGUGCCAUUUUAUGUGCCUUAUUAAUUGGAGAAAUCCAGAAAUAAACUACAAUAUGAACAUGAAACGUUUUUCAUUUUAUAAUGAAGUAUCCGUCAUUUUCAUCACAUGGAUUUGAAUAUGAAUACUGGACUCCGCACUAGUUUUAGUAAGCCCUUCCCUAAUCACCCAAUAAUGGUUCGCCAUCCUUGUGUUACAUUCGCAAGUGUUCGUAAUGGUUUAAUAAAUAGGUAUAAUAUAAACAUAACAAAGAUUCAUAGCGUACAGAGUACCCAGGCAAGUAUAGUCCAGUGGCCGAACAGAAAUAAUUACGUACAUUAUCUUUAUGCCUACUGAUAGACAUCGCAUCUGUUCGAGCGCAACAGCAAAAUGUUAUUUAAAUUAAAGUGUGCGUUCUAUUAACGAAUUAUUUUUGUAAUUUAAUUGAUUUUCAUCCCGAACCCUAAUUCGUAACAACGUGAAAGUAUUGAAGCACAUUCGACAGGAAUAGUCAAGUGA
Diatraea saccharalis (sugarcane borer) is the source of this 3300-nucleotide messenger RNA. The record is from the annotation of a GenBank genome assembly. NCBI's taxonomy places the organism in Eukaryota, Metazoa, Arthropoda, Insecta, Lepidoptera, Crambidae.